GGGAUUUUUAAUCUUUUUGUUUGUUGCAGAGAAGGUGGUCUCGUCGAUUGAAGAUGGAAACAGCGGCCCCUUUUCAGUCAUCUUUCAGCAACCCUUCACACGUGACGCAUCCUCACAGACCCGCUCAAAAUGGGUCGACCCGACCCAAUUUCUUACGGGUAGGAUCCCCCAAGUCCAUCCUCUCCGGCGCGUGGCCUCAGCAAAGAUUGUUGAUUUCUCGUAAGAAUGGGGGAAACUGCGGAGUUGACUUUAUGAACACGAAGAAGAGUUGGAUCGGAGCAUCAAUGCAGAAACAUUCGGAUUCUGGCGGUUCGAUUGAUCCAAUAGCACCACUUGAGUUGGAGUCUCCGAUUGGGCAAUUUCUGUCGAAGAUUAUGAUAAGCCAUCCUCAUCUGGUUUCGGCUGCAGUAGAACAGCAGCUCGAACAGCUUCAAACGGAUCUUGAUGCAGUUAAGGAAGAGUCCUCCGCUUCUGGUACUGAACUAGUAUUGUACAGGAGAAUCGCAGAGGUGAAAGCAAAUGAAAGAAGAAAGACCCUCGAAGAGAUAUUGUAUGCAUUGGUGGUGCAGAAAUUCAUGGAUGCUGACGUGGCCUUAGUUCCGAACAUAACCCAGCUCGAUUCUGUCCGAGUCGACGACACCUGGCACUGCAAAGAAGCAGAAUUGGAAGGGCUCCACUCCACCGAAGCUUACCAGAUGAUUCAAAAACAUCUAAGUCUCAUUCUCGGAAAACGACUAGCCGAUUCCAAAUCAGUCGCACAAAUAAGCAAACUAAGGGUGGGCCAAGUUUACGCAGCUUCGGUUAUGUACGGAUAUUUCCUCAAACGGAUAGACCAAAGGCUACAAUUAGAGAAGAUGAUGAAAAUCCUUCCACAAGAGAAGAUGGAUAUCGAACACGUUACGUAUUCUGCUGCAGAGAAGAGAGUACCUAUGCUUAACGAGUCUCUCGAAGAUGGGAUAAAUUUAUCCAGGUUCGACGGGAUAAAUUUAUCCAGGCUGAGAAACUACGUCAUGUUAUUUGAUGGGGAGACGCUUCAAAGAUAUGCAACAAUAAGAUCGAAAGAAGCCUUUAAUGUGAUUGAGAAACACACGGAGGCGUUGUUUGGUAGGCCUGAGAUAGUUAUCACGCCUGAUGGGACUAUCGAUUCCUCGAAUGAUGAACUGAUCAAGAUCAGCUUUGGUGGGCUGAGGAGACUCGUUUUGGAGGCUGUGACAUUUGGUUCAUUCCUUUGGGAUUCUGAAAGCUAUGUUGAUUCGAGGUACCAUUUUGUUGCAAAUUAAUUGAGAUCAUUUGAGGGAAAUGAUGUAUGUAUGCCUUCUCUGAUUGACCUGCACAUAAUUUAACUUUACUUUGAAGUUUAUCGGUUUUUUUCUUAAUUUUAUUUUAUUUUAUUUUAUCAUCAAUAAUAUGGAAUUUAUUUAUCCAUUGGUGUCGGUUGGAUUUUGUCGAUCUAUCUUUAAGUUUUCAACCCUGAUAAUGUGGUACAAUAUGGGAUUCUUAUUUGUUAUACAUUACAGAUUGUUGGUUUUAAU
Messenger RNA from Erythranthe guttata (spotted monkey flower), 1532 nucleotides. Its product is annotated as UV-B-induced protein At3g17800, chloroplastic. Lineage: Eukaryota; Viridiplantae; Streptophyta; Magnoliopsida; Lamiales; Phrymaceae. The record is from RefSeq and is a predicted model, not a curated record.